Messenger RNA from Cyphellophora europaea CBS 101466, 1773 nucleotides. RefSeq lists its product as uncharacterized. The transcript is spliced from 3 exons. Gene Ontology annotation, cellular component: mitochondrion. Gene Ontology annotation, molecular function: D-lactate dehydrogenase (cytochrome) activity; FAD binding; D-lactate dehydrogenase (NAD+) activity. Gene Ontology annotation, biological process: lactate catabolic process. The coding region runs from base 1 to 1773 and encodes 590 amino acids. Lineage: Eukaryota; Fungi; Ascomycota; Eurotiomycetes; Chaetothyriales; Cyphellophoraceae. The record is from RefSeq and is a predicted model, not a curated record.
AUGAAAGGCGCUGAGCAAUUUGCCCCUGAGCAGAUGGUAGGCGGGCCGACAGCAGAGGCAGCGUACCGGAGGCCAAAUGGAGACGCUCCGCGCGAUGCUGGCGACCCUUUAUGCCUGCCACCGGGUAUUAGCUCCAAGCGCUUCAAGGAAUUUCUGUGCCGUUUAGCAGACAUAUCCGGCGACGACCAUGUCACGGCCAUCACCAAGAUGGAAGAGCUCUCCCAAGAAUCCUACUUGGAUCCCUCCAAGUGCCACGACAUGUUCCACGUCUUCAACAAGGAGGAUUUUGUAUCGUCCGCCGUUGUGGCGCCGCGGAACGUGGGCGAAGUGCAGGCUAUAAUGCGGUUGUGCAACGAAUUCGAGAUCCCAGUCUGGCCCUUUUCCAUUGGGCGCAACGUGGGCUAUGGUGGUGCCAGUCCUCGUGUAUCAGGCAGUCUUGGUAUGGACAUGGGUCGCAACAUGAACAAGAUCCUCAAAGUCGACGUUGAUGGUGCCUACGCACUGGUGGAACCAGGUGUGACAUACUUCGACCUGCACGACUACCUCGUCAACAACAAUCUCCGCGACAAGCUAUGGAUCGACGUCCCAGACCUUGGAGGCGGUUCAGUCCUCGGAAACACCACUGAGCGUGGUGUGGGCUACACACCCUAUGGAGACCAUUAUAUGAUGCAUUGCGGAAUGGAGAUCGUGCUCCCCAACGGCGAGCUCGUCCGAACUGGGAUGGGAGCCCUUCCCAACCCAAAUGCCGAUCCCAAUGCUCCAGCUCAUGAGCAAGAGCCCAACAGCUGUUGGCAGCUGUUCAACUACGGCUUUGGGCCCUAUAAUGAUGGCUCGUUCACGCAGUCCUCCCUUGGAGUGAUCACGAAAAUGGGUGUGUGGCUAAUGGCAAACCCGGGCGGAUAUCAAUCCUACUUGAUUACGCUCCCGCGUGACGAUGACCUCCACCAGGCCAUUGAGAUCAUCCGGCCCUUGCGUGUUGCCAUGGUCCUCCAGAAUGUCCCCACACUACGACACAUCCUUAUGGAUGCUGCAUGCAUGGGCGAUCGUGCAUCCUAUAGCAACUCCGCUAAUCCGCUGAAUGACGAAGAGCUUGACGCCAUAGCCGAGAAGCUCAACCUCGGUCGCUGGAAUUUCUACGGUGCUUUGUAUGGACCGCAGCCUGUGCGGGACGUGCUCUGGUCGGUUGUCAAGGGUGCUUUUAGCCAAAUCAAAGGCGCCAAGUUCUUCUUUCCCGAAGACCAGCCAGAUAAUCUCGUUCUACAGACGCGGCACGAUACCCUCCAAGGUAUACCCUCUGUUACGGAGCUCAAGUGGGUGGACUGGCUCCCAAAUGGAGCGCACUUGUUCUUCUCCCCCAUCGCAAAAGUGUCCGGCGACGAUGCCGUGGGCCAGUACCAAUUGACGCGGCGACGCUGCGAGGAGGCGGGACUGGACUUCAUUGGCACCUUCGUGGUAGGAAUGCGCGAGAUGCAUCAUAUCGUAUGUCUCGUGUUCAAUAGGAAAGACAAAGAGAGCUGUCGAAAGGCACACUGGGUCAUUUCGACGUUGAUCCAGGACGCGGCGGAGCGGGGUUGGGGUGAGUAUCGGACGCACAUUGCGUUGAUGGACCAGAUCGCACAGACAUAUAACUUCAACAACAAUGCACAGAUGAAGCUCAACGAGACAAUCAAAAACGCGCUGGAUCCCAAGGGCAUCCUCGCGCCUGGAAAGAACGGCAUCUGGCCCCAGACUUACGAUGCUAAAGCUUGGGCCAUCCCACGCCCAAAGCGUUGA